This is a messenger RNA of Schistosoma intercalatum, 1137 nucleotides long. The record is from the annotation of a GenBank genome assembly. NCBI's taxonomy places the organism in Eukaryota, Metazoa, Platyhelminthes, Trematoda, Strigeidida, Schistosomatidae.
AUGUUAAACAUAACUAGAAACAAAAUCGUUGAAAACUUGAACAAUUCAAACUCUAUUAUUAUUAAAAGUAACUUUAUAAUGUCAGAGUUGAAAUUUUGCUCAAAGUGUAAACAAUGCAUCAAAGAAAGUCAUUACUUAUUAGCUGAUUGUCAAUACUGGCAUGAAGAUUGUCUACGUUGUGUAUGCUGUGAUGCUAGAUUAGCUGAAUUAGAUAAAAUUUUCUACAUUAAAGCUAGGAUGUCAUUAUGUCGAAGAGAUUAUCUAAGAUUGUAUGGUAAAACGGGUGAAUGUUCCAUCUGUCAGAAACAAGUACAAUCAUAUGAAUUUGUUAUGAAGAUAAAAAAUAGUGUUUAUCAUUUAUCUUGUUUUUGUUGUCAAUAUUGUCAAAUGAGGUUCUGCAUUGGAGAUCGUUUUUAUCUACAUGAAAACAUUAUUUUGUGUGAACAUGAUUACAUGGAAUUAUUUCCACACAUUUCUACACGUGAUAUUGAUCUGCCUCAUCCAGAAAAAAGAAAUAUUAUUUGUUAUAAAGCUACUGCUAACUCGUGUUUUUGUUCAAAUGAAAUACUUUCAAGACAAAAUUGCACUGACGUUGGAGAUGAUGAAGAUUAUGGUGAUGAAAAUAACCAAAAAUAUCAAAUGAAUCUCAACUAUUCACAAUGUAUUGCUUCAUAUAUUCAACUAUUUACAAAGUGUAAAACACGCAUUACUGCUGAACAAAGUUCUUGUGACAAUAAAUUAAUUAGGAAUACAGAUAAUAGAUUAUGUUCUUUAUUCAAUCCAUUUGAUUUAAACCUUCAUGAUUCCACAACAAUAUCAGAUGACCGUUCAAGUGGUUAUGGUUCACCCAGUUCACCGGGAAAUAGCUUCCAUGAUAAGAUUUGAAUUUCAAUGAGAGAUAUUCUAAUAGUAUUCAGUCUUCUAAUAGACCGAUAUGUUGACAGUUGUUGAACAUUUACUUGGGAUAUGUUUAAACAAAUCAAAAUUUUCAGAAAAUAAAUGAAAAUAUGGAAGCGUUUAUGAUUCUUUAGAUAUAACUAAUUAAACAAAAAAAGCAAAUGGAUAUUAAAACAAUUUCUUUUUAAACUACCAUAUUAGAGAACUAAAUGAUCUAAAGAAGAACAGAUCGUAUUAUCA